This is a messenger RNA of Labeo rohita (rohu), 2818 nucleotides long. It is a transcript of the gene tatdn2, whose product is annotated as TatD DNase domain containing 2. Gene Ontology annotation, molecular function: hydrolase activity, acting on ester bonds. The coding region runs from base 200 to 2257 and encodes 685 amino acids. NCBI's taxonomy places the organism in Eukaryota, Metazoa, Chordata, Actinopteri, Cypriniformes, Cyprinidae. The record is from RefSeq and is a predicted model, not a curated record. The transcript is spliced from 7 exons.
GGGUUAAUCAACACUAUUACACACUUUAAGACUGUUUUUUCGAUUGUGAUUGUGGUCGUCGUUAUGUGCGCUGACGCUUGGGGUCACAGUUUUAGGUCAGACAUGAGGUUUUGCUAAUUAUUAGCAUCGGUAAUUAACCAAUACAAAUCUUUAAAAUAACACGUUAACGUGUUUUAAGUCGUAUACAGGUCCCAGUACGAUGAACCGCAAAAGGGAAAAGGUGAAGAUUACCUGGCUGAAUAAGGCCGUGGACUCCCCCAGAAAGCUCAUGAAGAACAGUGUGGGUGUGGCAAAGCCAACAUGCUGGGAUGGAGAUGGUCAGGAUGGUAAUGUGAGCGAUGUUAGCUCUCCAGGCCUGAACACAUCUACUGGGUCAGCUGGACUGGGAGACAUGGAGAACAUGUGUCUCAGCACUCCACAGCGUACGCCCAAAACACGGUUAAAACUGACGGGACGUCACAGAGCGCUGUUGAAAAAAAAGAGUCCUGGUGAGGAAACUGUUUCAGGACAACAGUCCUCUGUUGGACCUUCACCUCCUUCUGCUGGAAAGAAACAAAGGAGUCCAGAAGAAGGGCAGAAAAUCAUUCUCCUCAAAGCGCUGAAUGAUGCGAUGGGGAAUGCAAACAAAAAGUCAUUAACUGGUGGGCCCAAAAGUUUGUCUGCAAAGAAACCCCCAGACAAGCUUAUAAAGGCAAUUAAGGAGGAAAGCACCUCUGAGCUUGACUGCUGCUCAUUCACCGAGAAGAUUGAACGACUGGCCGCGAUGACAGAUGAUAGGCCUCCCCCACUGGAGUUAAUAGGCAAAGAAGAUGAUGAGACAGAAAUAAAGCUGGACACCAGGAGUGUGAUCCUAAAUCGUCCCGAAUCGCCGGAUUGGUCAGAUGUUGAGGACUCAGAGCAGGUUGAAGUUUUCUCACAGGAUGAGUCUUUUGAACCAAAGGGGCGACAGACAGCUGAGCUUAAAAAGGAUUGUGAGCUUGUGGACUUCAGUGACAGACCUCCACCUUUGGAAUGUAAUCCUUACUCUUUAUCACCAGCUUUAAAGCCUUUCCCACAAGCCCUGUGGGAACCAGAGUUACAAGUAGGUUACAGUUCCCCAGCUGUCCCAGCCAGGGAUGUGGAUCGUUUCUCAGAGAUUUCAUCCCAGAGUACAGUCUCUGACCUCGAACCACUCAGGAAUUACUCACGGUCACUCAAAUCACAACAGUCUGUCAUCAGCUCUUCUCCACUGGUCGAUGCUUUCCCCGAGCUCAGAACCUUUGCAUCCACCCCAUACACGCCUGGUUACUGGGAUUACUCGACUCUUACGACACGCAGGACUUCAGAAUCCAACAUUUACACAUCCUCACAGAUGCUCCUUGUUGAGGACGGUGCCACUCGCCGGAUGUCUGUUGGCUCGGAGCCUCUUUGGCUGUCAGAUUUGAGCUACUCGAGAGCAGAUUCUGCAGGAUUUAUUGACACGCACUGUCACCUUGACAUGCUCUAUGGGAAGUUGGGUUUCCGGGGAAGUUUCAAAAAGUUUCAGAGCGAGUAUGCAAGCACUUUCCCGAUGGAGUUUAGGGGCUGCAUCGCGGACUUCUGCAACCCACGAAUCACAAAGAGAGAGGCUAUCUGGGAAGGGCUACUGGGAGAGGAGAAAGUGUGGGGAGCCUUUGGUUGCCACCCGCAUUUUGCCAAGGAGUAUAACAACACUCAUGAGCUAAGCAUCUUGGCUGCUAUGCGGCACCCUAAGGCCGUUGCAUUCGGAGAGAUCGGUUUGGAUUACUCUCAUAAGAAUUCCACAGACUCGAGGAAGCAGAAAGAGGUGUUUGAACGGCAGUUGCAUUUGGCCGUCAGUCUCAGAAAGCCUCUUGUCAUACAUUGUCGUAACGCUGAUGACGAUGUGCUGGAAAUAAUGAAGAAGUGUGUCCCCAGGGAUUACAAAAUACACAGACACUGUUUUACCAACAGCUAUUCUGUGAUUGAGCCGUUCCUAAGUGAAUUCUCUAACCUGUGUGUGGGUUUCACUGGACUGGUGACGUACUAUAAUGCUGCGGAGGCUCGAGACGCCGUGAGGAAAAUCCCACUUGACAGAAUCUUACUGGAGACAGAUGCACCAUAUUUCCUACCCAGACAGGUGCCUAAGUCUACAUGCAGGUUUGCUCACCCAGGUAUGGGCAUACACACACUGCAGGAGAUUAGUCUGCUAAAGGAAGAGAGCCUAACCACAGUAAUGCAAACAAUCCGGCAGAACACUAGACAUAUAUACGGCCUGUGACUGGAAACUCCGUAGCAUCUUAGUCCAGCUGUUAGCUUAGUCUUGCAUCUUUGGCACUUUUUCCAAACUAAACAAUCUUGAAUGUAUUUUUUUUUUUUUGACAUUUUCCUUGUGUUUAGAUAACAAUGUCUGCAAAAAAGUUAGAAUUUAUAUUCUAGUGUACGGUAGUGUGUGCUAAUAAGUGUAUAAGCAUUGAUACUUAAGUUUUGUAAGUGUUGUAGGAAAUUUCACAUCUGUUAUAAAAACAUUAGUAAUGAUUAAUUUUAAUAUCUCUUCAGUUUUGUUUUAAAAUGGUUCUUUGUUCCUAGGAUUCUUUUGUCGUGUGUCUGCAUAGUUAUGUAUGCUUGUGAGACAUAAGUGACAUCAAAUGCCGGCUUGUGUCUUUCCUUAUAUUAGAAUUAUAUAAGUCGUUUUGCCUUACACCAUGACAUGAAAGUUUAUGCAAAAAGAAAAUGUAAAACAGAUUGUGAAAAACCACAACAAAUAGCUUUUACCAAGUUGUUGGUUUUAUAUAAAUGUAAGUUUUGUCUAAAUAGGAAGAUUCAAUAAAUGAUAUUGUAU